Molecule: messenger RNA, 1136 nt
Organism: Syngnathus acus (greater pipefish)
Lineage: Eukaryota; Metazoa; Chordata; Actinopteri; Syngnathiformes; Syngnathidae
Biological process (GO): spindle organization
Cellular component (GO): centrosome; spindle pole
Source: RefSeq, a predicted model, not a curated record
GUUACACUUCCCUCCUCGCGGUCAGUUUGUAGCCGGGUAACCAACGCAUGCUUGCCGAUCGGCCGUGUGGCGUUUCGCGACAAGUCGGGGACGAGUCGAUGUGGCGGCGGUAGGAGCCCGGGAGGCUGCCACGAUGAAGACAUCCAAAGGGGUUCAGUCGAAAUCUGCCCUUGAAGAAUGUGGCGUGUGGUUGGACACGGUGGAGCUCAAAGGAAGAGCUAAACAGAAAAAAUCCGCCCGGCCCAUCUCCGAAAUGCUCAACCCCCUUGCUAAAGGUGCUGGCUACUGUUUGGCUGUGGUGUUCAACUUCACGCAGACCAAGAUAGAAAUGCCAAAGACCAAACAGAGCUCUAUAUCCAGCUACUUUCCACCUCGAAAUAAGUCUGUUGUGGCAUCGGGAGGAAAAUGUGAGAGCAAGACAGACGUCGAGAUGCGCAAAGACAACGCUCACAAGGAAAAAAAUCAUAACAUUCACUGUGAAAUACAAGGAGAGCAAUCAUUUGAGAUGGAAGAGGAUAUCCAGUGCAAAGUCCGAGAGGAGGAACCGCACGAGUUGGACAGUAGCCAAAGAUCCUCUAUUCCGUUACCCAAACGUACAGGCUUCGAUCUAAGCAAAGAUGAAAAGGCCUUUCGGAUGGAGGCGAAAAGCAAAACGUCCACUCAGAACCCACUUCAACUUGCUCACUCUUCUCAUGACGACGAGAAAGAAAACAGCCUCUUCACAGAGUCGUUUUCUCCCCCGAGGAAGCGAGCGAAGCAGCGCGACGAUGGGGAUAGCCUGGCCUCGAUGUUCACGCAGGACUCCGACGGAUUUCGGGUGAUUGCUCACCGAGCUCAGAGGAGUCCCUUCCAAAAGCGCAACGGCAACGAUGGGAUGAAUGUUUGAUGCACUCUUCACACAAGACUCUGAGGGAAAUUUGGUUAUUAAACACUGACACCAUGUAACUGCGAACACAUUUUAAUUUGUAAAAAGACAUUGUUUUGCUUUUAUGGACAUUAAAGGUUUUUCUUUUUAAGACACAUUGGAAUUGUGUUUAGUACACUAAGGCAGCGGUCCCCAACCCCCGAUCCGCGGACUGGUACCGGUUCGUGGGUCACUUGGUACCGGGCCGCCAAGCCGCACAGGAAAAAAAAAA